AAUUUAGAGAGAAAAAUACAGAUCAGAAGAAUGCUUCAGGUUCAAGGCUCUCUUCGUGUCCACACUUUCUCCUCUGCUGCCAUCGUCCAUGCCGUUGAAACCUCUGAUGAAGAUUCUGAUCCAUCCCACUUCUGCGCCGUGCCGCAGAACGGUAAGAAGGCAUCGAGGAAGGAGAUCAAGAGGAGGAUAAAGAAGCUUCUGUCAUCGCUGGGGCAGAAACACCACAUCUCUAAGGUGUUCUUCAGAUCACGUUCUGAAGCUGCCAAUAGCAAUGCUGUCAUUGACAACAGAGGUGGUGGUCAGAGUGACAUGGAGACUUUUGUGUCCGCGAAGAGCUCCGAGUUGUGUUCAUUCCGUACCGAUGAUGACGACUCCGAGUCACGAUCGUUUCGUCUCAGCCCGUUGCCAAUCUUCCCAACCGGAGGUAUUGAAUUCCAGCCACCCGCCUCUCCAGUGAAGAUAAUCAAGAAGCUCCCAUUUGGGUAUAUCAUCGGCCGUCAGCUCGACGGCGCCCCCGCAGCAGCGGCGCCAUCAACGAAGCUCUCAUUGAGCUUCAAAAAGUUGAUGCAUAGGUUGGUUGAUAAGUCAAAGUCGAAGAUGAUCAAGAAGAAAGUGUUACGUGCUCUCAAGGGAAGAUUUGGAGGCGGCGAGCGACGAGGCAGGGAUGGACAUGUAAGGGAAGGUAAGGAGAGCAGCGACUAUGGUGACGGUGAUGGUGAUGGAGACGAUGAAGAUGUAUUUUGGAGGAAGGAUGUGAGGGGGCUGCGCUGCAGGCGGGUGGAGGACAACGAUCUUCCAUACUGAAGGAGCAGGCCAGUGUAUAUGGUGGGUUUUCUGUCAUGCUUUUGAUUUUAGAAUGAAGUAUUGACUUUCACUGGUAAAACAUCUAAACAUUUGGACUAUAAGUUUGUGUUCUAUGCUUUUUGUUGUGGUGG
Oryza sativa Japonica Group (Japanese rice) is the source of this 935-nucleotide messenger RNA. RefSeq lists its product as uncharacterized. The record is from RefSeq and is a predicted model, not a curated record. Lineage: Eukaryota; Viridiplantae; Streptophyta; Magnoliopsida; Poales; Poaceae.